AUGGCGACAUUUCAACGUCAGAUAUUGACCGGCUGCGGACGGCGAGACGGGGCCCAAGUACACGAAGCCGUCCACACGAUGAUGCAUUUACACAGGCGUAAUACGAAUGCUUCGUUAUUCGCGCCCGCUGCCAGAAUAGAGCGAUUGUACGAUGCUAUGACGGGAUGGGAAUUGGAAAAUGUUGCUCCUCGCUUCAUGCUAAACGAGUCCGCGCGCUUGACCUGGGAUCGAGUCCAACCUUUCGACAAUCUGAGAGUCGAAGAUCACCAGGGACUUAUCAUUCCCGGUGGCAUCGGCAUAUUUCCUAAAAGGCAAAGCGAUCUGGUACGCAUGAAUCGCUUUUUAGUUGCUGGGGAGAGAAUGGGAGCGACACUUGUGUAUCAGAACAUUUUCCGAGUCUUGCACGACACGAAUUACCACAUUUACAGUUCACCCAGCGUCCUGACAAUGGCAUCUCCGCCCGAAAGAAUCUAUUACAACAUAAGUCAGGGCAUCGGCAAUCUCGUCGACCAAAUGGUACAGUCACUCGGUGAUAAUGAGUGA
Messenger RNA from Trichogramma pretiosum, 543 nucleotides. RefSeq names its product ES1 protein homolog, mitochondrial-like. The transcript has 3 exons. NCBI's taxonomy places the organism in Eukaryota, Metazoa, Arthropoda, Insecta, Hymenoptera, Trichogrammatidae. The record is from RefSeq and is a predicted model, not a curated record. The coding region runs from base 1 to 543 and encodes 180 amino acids.